CCUUCAAUAUUCUCUUUUUUUUUAUUAUUAUUUUCUUUUUUUUCUAAAAUCAGUCAUGUAUAGAUAUUUGAGUCUGUUAUCCUUAAUCUGGUUACAAACAGCAUCUGUCACAGCAUUAAAUCCAAUUGUUAUCAAGGGUCAAAAGUUUUUUGAUUCUAUUACAAAAGAACAAUUCUUUAUUAAAGGUGUUGCAUACCAACCAAGAGGUGAUGGUCAAGUCAUCAACGAUCCACUUGCUGAUGAGGCAGGAUGUGCCAGAGAUGCGCCUCUUAUGAAAGAACUUGGAGCAAAUGUGGUGCGUGUAUAUGAAGUAGAUCCAACCAAAGACCAUGAUGCAUGUAUGAAAUCAUUUGCCGAUAAUGGAUUGUAUCUUGUGCUUGAUAUCGCGACCCCUAAAUAUUCUAUCAACCGUAAACGUCCAGAAUAUGAUGUGACCCUAUAUAAUGCCUAUCGAGCCACAGUGUCCAGUUUUGCCAAAUAUCCUCAUUUACUUGCCUUUGUUGCAGGAAACGAAGUGACUAAUGAUCGUACGAAUACACCUGCUUCUGCCUAUGUACGAGCUGUGAUUCGUGAUAUGAAGAAUUUUUUGCGUCAUGGUGGUAGUCGAGCCAUUCCAGUGGGUUAUGCCAGUAACGAUGAUGAACAUAUUCGCGACAGUAUCAAAGAUUAUUUUGUAUGUGGUGAUGAUGAAGAAAGUCAUGCUGACUUUUUUGGUAUCAACUUGUAUGAAUGGUGUGGUGGUUCUAGUUUUGAAAAAUCAGGAUAUGCUGAGCGUACAAAAGAAUUUGAAUCCUAUGGAAAACCUGUGUUCUUAUCCGAGUAUGGUUGUAACUUGGUACGUCCUCGUACUUUUGGUGAAGUAUCGGCUGUCUAUGGACCACAAAUGACACCUGUCUUUUCUGGUGGAAUUGUCUACGAAUGGACUCAAGAAAAUAAUGAAUAUGGAUUAGUCAAAAUAGCCAAUUCCCAAGUAGAAACUUUAACUGAUUAUCAUAACUUACAAAAAGUAUUGAAAGCAACAAAUCCAAAAGGAAUCAAAAUGGAUGACUAUCAACAACAGCAACAACAAGAAACAGUGCCUUGUCCAGGAAGAACAGAAGAUUGGAAAGCAUCAACAGAAUUACCACCAACACCUUCUGAAGGUGCUUGUUCUUGUAUGAAAGAUAAUUUGAGUUGUAUUGCGUCAGAUGCAGUACACCAAUCCAAUAAGAAUUCGACUUUGGGAACACAAUUAGAUACAAUGUGUGGUAUGGUGAAUUGUGGAGAUAUCAGUGGAGAAGGAGAAAGUGGAAAAUAUGGUGCUUUCUCUUUUUGUAAUCCUGAAGAUAAACUCAGCUACUUGUACAACUUGUACGUCACACAAUCCAAAAAUGAAAAAUCAUUUACAUCUGCCACUUGUGAUUUUAAUGGUUAUGCUCAAUCUGUCACUCCUAAACGUAAUGAUCUUAAUGAUUGUACUUCUAUCAAACCUAACCUUGAUGGACUUCCUAAAGCUACUUUUAACCUAGCUAAUUCUCCAAUCAGUGCUUCUACUUUAUUAUUAAUUUUCACAUUUAUUCUUCAUUUAGCUUGGGCUUGA
Messenger RNA from Halteromyces radiatus, 1579 nucleotides. Its product is annotated as Glucanosyltransferase-domain-containing protein. Gene Ontology annotation, cellular component: fungal-type cell wall; cytoplasm. The coding region runs from base 56 to 1579 and encodes 507 amino acids. The record is from RefSeq and is a predicted model, not a curated record. Gene Ontology annotation, biological process: fungal-type cell wall (1->3)-beta-D-glucan biosynthetic process. Lineage: Eukaryota; Fungi; Mucoromycota; Mucoromycetes; Mucorales; Cunninghamellaceae. The transcript is spliced from 2 exons. Gene Ontology annotation, molecular function: 1,3-beta-glucanosyltransferase activity.